GGCUUGUUUUGAAAGACAGGGUAGUGACUUUUCUUUUUGUGAGACUUGGCAACAGUGUCUGGAAGUCGUUUGACUGACCAGAAGAAAUGAAGGUGCAGAGGGUUUAAACUUUCAGAUCCUUAAUCUCGUGACAAUAUGGACUUCCAAGUACAGCUCCUCAAAAUAGAGCAAGCCCUGUGCAAGGAUGAAACAGAGGCACUCGCCUUCUUGUGCAGAGACAUCAUUGAUACAGACCUCAGCAAAAUGGCGUCUGCAUCCCACCUCUUCACAAAACUAAAUAACAUGGACCUUUUAGAGGAAGAAGAUUACUUUAUUGUUGCAGAGCUUUUAUACCGAACCCGACAAUUUUAUUUGAUUAAAAAAAUGGGAAAAAGUAAGGAGCAGGUUGAAAAAGAAUUGCCACAGAAAGGAAGAAUUUCAAACUAUAGGCAACUGUUAUAUGACCUGUCUGAGGAUGUAACCAGAGAUGACCUGAAAAGUGUAAAGUUUCUAUUGCAAAACAGCCUUCCGCGAUGCAGACUUGAAGAUGACAUGACUAUGCUUAAACUUCUCAUAGAGAUGGAGAAAGAAGACCUCUUAGACCAAAGCAACCUGGAGAUGCUAGAGAAAGUCUUACAAAUCAUCUCCCCCAGUUUAGUGAAAAAAAUUACCAAGUAUAAAAAUGAAAACGGAUACUACACACAAGAGACCGGGUUUAGCUCUUCAGAAGCGCAUGGAAGGAAUCCCAGCCGGCCGCAUGCAGAUUCACAGCUCCCUCCUCUCAGUCACUCUUCUCAACAAGAGGAAUCUUCAGCGAAUUCAAGACCAACGUCAGGUGUGAUUAGAAGAGCAAGCGAAGAUCAACAGCUGUCAGACUUGCUGCUGCCUCUCUCUGUUUCUGCAAGUGAAGGAGAACAACAGAUAUCAAACAGGGUGCAGGAGACUGUAGAUAAUCAGAUAGGGAACUUUGCACCAAGCCUGAGCUGCUUUAGUGGAGCCAGUGACCGGAGUAAUGCAGAUGAGUUGGAGCCUCCACAUCCAUCUUCUGGUUUUUCAAGUGUAAACACAGAUGAUAUUGUUGGCCAUGGUGAAUCAGCUGAUAGUGAGCCAUGGAUUUCGGAAACCUAUGCGAUGAAUAGAGAGAAGAGAGGAUACUGCCUGAUCAUAAACAACUAUGAUUUUAGUGAGUCACGCACCAGAAGCAGUUCAGAGCAGUGUUGCACUGAUAGACAUGGAACAAACACUGAUGCAAGGGCAUUAAAGGAUGUUUUCCAGUGGCUGGGAUUCGACAUUGUAUGCCUAGAAGACUUGACUCGAAAAGAAAUACUGAAAGAAAUAGAACAAUACCAAAAUUUAACAGACCACAAAGACAGAGAUUGCUUUAUGUGCUGCAUCCUCAGCCAUGGAGAGAAGGGCAAGAUAUAUGGGACUGAUGGACGCACCGUUUUAAUAAAUGAAAUAACCAAACCUUUCUCAGGCAAGAAUUGCCCCCUCUUGAUUGGAAAACCUAAAGUGUUCUUCAUUCAAGCUUGUCAAGGGCAGAAAGCACAGUUAGGUCUCCCAAUAGAGGCUGAUAGCUACACUUCAGAGCUUGAGGAAGAUGCCCUGGUCCCUGAUUCAGUUCCUGAGGAUGCUGAUUUCCUGGUUGGCAUGGCAACCGUGGAAGAUUAUGUUUCCUUCCGCGACACAUCUAAAGGAACAUGGUACAUCCAGAGCCUCUGCCAGAAUCUUCUACACCUGGUGCCAAGAGGAGAAGACCUGUUGUCCAUCCUGACAAAGGUGAACAUGGAUGUUAGUCGGAGAACUGAUGAACACAGGAUAAAGAAGCAGAUUCCACAGCCGGCCUUUUCACUAAGGAAGAAACUGGUCUUCCCAAUUCCUGCUGAGCGACCGCCUGCCCUGCUGCAGCUCUAGGAGUUCAAUCACAGCUGUAUAAAAGGUUGGCUGUUGGCCUGUUUGCACCCCACCUCCCCCCCACUCAACUCUGCCAAGGCUAGCCUUCUUAUAGAGUAGUAAACUGAAGGGGGACAGGAUGGGAGGAAUCCAAAAACAUUUUGUGUGAUCUGGUUGAUCCCUGUAAUCGAUGCGUCUAUAAAAAACAAUUCUGAAUUGACUUCUUUAUGAAUUUGAACUACAAUUUCCGUUGUAUCUCAGGAAGCAAAACAACAUAAUGAACUUCACAAACUUUUGAGGUCAAUCAGCUACGAGAAAACAUUGUUAUAUUCUUAAUUGAGGGAUGCUGUGGAGCAGAUACUGCACUGAAUGUUGUAGGACCCCUAUGCCAGCUGCAUGCAGGCUCACAUUGUGCCAGUUAAAAAAAAACUUUUUGUGCUGCAUGUAUUAUUGAUCUAUCAUCAAGGGGGUAACCUGAAAACUAAGGGGGUUGUUGGGUAGGCUGGACCACUAUAAAGUAUCAGAUGGAUAUGGAGCAAGAAUGGCAUUUCGGUAGUACAGUAUAUGUACAUGCACAGUAUCUCCUUUUACAUGGGAACAAAUACUACAAUAAAACAUGUAUUUAUUUUUAACGUAAAUCUAUCACACAACAUUAAGUCAUGGACUUACAUAUUUGCAUGUGCUUGAGUAGGCCACAUUUCAUGUGAAGAAUUUCAUGUAAAACUUGACCUGGGAAUUUUGGGGUAAAAAUCUUACAAAACUGAAAAACCAAGAGGCCUGCGCGGACUAUUCUGCUGUGUUUGGAGAUACUGUGUGAUCAUCUUAAUAAAUUACUAUCCCUGCAGGGAAUGAAUAUGUACAUACUGGGGCAGCAGUGUGGAGUAGUGGUUAGGGGCUCUGGACUCUUGACCAGAGGGUCGUGGGUUCAAUCCCAAGUGGGGGACACUGCUGCUGUACCCUUGAGCAAGGUACUUUACCUAGAUUGCUCCAGUAAAAACUCAACUGUAUAAAUGGGUAAUUGUAUGUAAAAAAAUAAUGUGAUAUCUGUAUAAUGUGAAAUAAUGUGAUAUCUUGUAACAAUUGUAAGUCGCCCUGGAUAAGGGUGUCUGCUAAGAAAUAAAUAAUAAUAAUACUGUAUAUACAUUUUACUUCCUAAACAACAUUUUUCAUACCAGUACUAUUGGACUUCAGAGACUUACAACAGAAUGUAGUUAGUAUCUUAAAAAAAAAAGAAAAGACAUUAUUUUUUAUGAAAA
This is a messenger RNA of Acipenser ruthenus (sterlet), 3128 nucleotides long. RefSeq names its product caspase-8-like. Lineage: Eukaryota; Metazoa; Chordata; Actinopteri; Acipenseriformes; Acipenseridae. The coding region runs from base 136 to 1893 and encodes 585 amino acids. The record is from RefSeq and is a predicted model, not a curated record. Gene Ontology annotation, molecular function: protein binding; cysteine-type endopeptidase activity. The transcript is spliced from 13 exons. Gene Ontology annotation, biological process: negative regulation of extrinsic apoptotic signaling pathway via death domain receptors; proteolysis.